GUGCCAAGACGAGCAUCAGCCUCCAACAUGAGUGACAGUCUCCCAGUCACUCUCUUCCUGACUGGGAUCCCUGGGCUGGAGUUUGCCCACCUCUGGAUUGCCAUCCCUUUCUGUGUCAUGUAUCUGGUAGCCCUUCUUGGUAACGCUGCCCUCAUCCUCAUCAUUGGGACAGAGAGUGCACUUCAUGCACCCAUGUACCUCUUCCUCUGCCUUCUCUCACUCACUGACCUGGCUCUCAGCUCCACCACUGUACCUAAAAUGCUAGCCAUUCUGUGGCUCCAUGCGAAUGAGAUUUCUUUUAGUGGAUGCCUAGCCCAGAUGUUUUGUGUCCAUUCCAUCUACGCCUUGGAGUCCUCAGUUCUCCUAGCCAUGGCCUUUGAUCGAUAUGUGGCUAUUUGCAACCCUCUGAGAUAUACAACCAUCCUCAACCACACUGUCAUAGGCCAAAUUGUCUUUGCUGGGAUAGUCCGCAGUGUGGCUAUUGUGUCCCCCUUCAUCUUUUUGCUGAGGCGACUGUCCUACUGCGGUCACCGUGUCAUGGCUCACACAUACUGUGAGCAUAUGGGCAUUGCGAGGCUUGCCUGUGCCAACAUCACUGUCAACAUUGUCUAUGGUCUGACUGUGGCUCUGCUGGCCAUGGGCCUGGAUUCUAUUCUCAUCGCCAUCUCCUAUGGCUUCAUCCUCCGGGCUGUCUUCCGUCUUCCAUCCCGUGAUGCUCAGCACAAGGCUCUGAGUACCUGUGGCUCUCACCUUGGUGUCAUCCUGGUUUUCUAUAUACCUGCUUUCUUUUCCUUCCUCACUCACCGCUUUGGUCACAACCGAGUUCCCAAGCAUGUGCACAUCUUCCUGGCUAACCUCUAUGUGCUGGUGCCUCCCGUGCUCAACCCCAUUAUCUAUGGAGCGAGAACCAAGGAGAUUCGGAGUCGGCUUCUGAGACUGCUCCACUUCGGGAAGGACUUGGUAUAA
Molecule: messenger RNA, 966 nt
Organism: Acomys russatus (golden spiny mouse)
Lineage: Eukaryota; Metazoa; Chordata; Mammalia; Rodentia; Muridae
Product: olfactory receptor 52D1
Exons: 1
Coding region: 28-966 (312 amino acids)
Biological process (GO): G protein-coupled receptor signaling pathway
Cellular component (GO): membrane
Molecular function (GO): G protein-coupled receptor activity; olfactory receptor activity
Source: RefSeq, a predicted model, not a curated record